AUGAGCUUGACACCUUGCUUCGUAUCAUUAAUAGAUGAAUCCGACAAACCUAUAUUGAUUUACGUCCCCAAUGAGGUGGAAAAUGAGAUGAAUGAAGUACUUAAAUAUAACGUGCUUUCUAAUAUAUCGUUAGAUUAUUUUGAAAGUGCUUUAGUGGAGUGGCAUUCUCUAGAUUCCAAACCUUUGUUGAAGUCGAUUUUCCAAUUGGAAGGCGUCUCUGUAUUUGCUAUGUUGAUCAAGCAGACGGGUCUGAAGAUUGUCAUCGGAUUUGAACAAAGAAGCCUAAAUGGAGGUGAUGAUGAAUUAAGAACAAUUAAUCAGAUUUUCGAAACUGUAAGAAGAAUCUAUAUACGGGUCAAAUGCAACCCUUUACUUGCUAGCAGUGACGAAAUCUCCAUUGUAAAAAGUUUGGAAAGAAAAUUUGAUGAGCUAUUUGCUUCAACUGAAGUUGAACUAUAA
Messenger RNA from Saccharomyces paradoxus, 459 nucleotides. It is a transcript of the gene TCA17, whose product is annotated as Tca17p. NCBI's taxonomy places the organism in Eukaryota, Fungi, Ascomycota, Saccharomycetes, Saccharomycetales, Saccharomycetaceae. The record is from RefSeq and is a predicted model, not a curated record. The transcript has a single exon. Bases 1 to 459 code for a protein of 152 amino acids. Gene Ontology annotation, biological process: endoplasmic reticulum to Golgi vesicle-mediated transport.